AUGAGCCUCAACAGACUAUCUUCCGAAGAGAUCGGCCAUGCCGUCAUUGACGCUGCCACCAUUGUCGACCAUCGAAAGACUCUAGAUAUCGGGUUUCCCGAUAUUAGCGACGCUUUUACCGCUGACAGCUUGAACAAUUACGAAGUCGCCGCCGAUACCAACGUGCAGUCCAUCGUCUUGAAGCACGCUUUUACUAUGCCACCCUCGCUGCUUCAACCAUUGCAACAAAACCGUGCAGCAAAGGCCGGCAUUUUGACGGACAUUAACAUGUUGUACUUCAUUAUUGGCAAUCAACUUUAUCUGUGGGAUUAUGUUGAACGGACCGAAGCAAAAAUCUAUGAAGAUGCCUCCGAAAUUGUCAACGUCGCAGUCGUUAAGCCCAAAGCCAACAUUUUCAACGACGAGGUCUCCCAUGUUCUCGUGGUAGCCACCAAGCGCGAUAUUAGCUUGGUAGCGUUGUCUUUCAAACGUGACGCGGGAAACAACAGUCAAGUUACAUUUUACCGCAGUGGCAUUAGCACAUCUUCCAGUGGAGUUCAAAUGGUAUCCAUUAUCGGUAACCAGCUCGGUCGUAUCUUCAUGUUAGGCGAUGACGGCAAUGUGUGGGAGCUUGAAUACAAGCAAGAGGAAGGUUGGUUCACCAAUCGAUGCUUCAAACGAUUACACCCAACGGUUUCGACUUUAUCCUUCUUUAUGAGAUCCUACCAUGAUCCAUGUGUUGCCAUUGCUCUCAAUGAAACGGGCGACGUUCUUUACCAGCUGUUCAACAGUUCCCAUAUUCAAGUGACUUACCUCGGCAAGGACCAAACCUCGUUUAUCAAUGUCGCCAAACAUACGAAUAUCGCUCACGAAUCGAACCUGAUGUGUCCAAACUCACCUUUACUCGAUAAUGCUCAAUUUAAAAUCAUAUCCAUUCAUCCGACUCUGGAAUCCAAGAAAUACCAACUCGUGGCCAUCACAUCGACGGGCUGCAGAUUAUAUUUUACUCAAUACAAGCGUACAUCCAAUCCUAGCGACGGUCCAACUACUUUGGAAUUAAUUCACGUUCGCACGCCUCCAACAAAUAAUUUGCAACAGAAUUCAGCGACACCGACUUCCGUAUCUUCAAACGCGGGGCCGUCACCUCAAGUAGUAGGAAAGACACUGUACAAAGAUGGAGUGUUGUUAUUGGUCAACAAAAUCAAUGGAGAAGAGCGAUUAAUAUCUGCAUGUCCUGAUAUUGGCCGCUUGGCGAAUUUGGGUGCACGAGCCGGUCUCGCGGAAUUCAGCAGCAAUAUCAAACUCGAAGGAGAUAUUAUUGCCAUGACCGAACUGGCGGGCCCCGGAUCAAGUAUCAAUGAACUUGCUGCGGCGCCAAGCAGUCGCGCGCGACAUUUCUUAGUGUUUACCACUACUACUGUGAAUGUGCUCAUGAAACAACGACCCGUCGAUAUGCUUCACAAUCUGUUGAUGAGCACUGGAACCGACAUCCGAGCUCGUAUGCAAGAUUUCCAGUUCUUCUUUAAUCACUUUGGCCCCGUAUUUUCAUGCGCGUUAUGUUUCGAUAUUGUAUCGAGCACCGUCACCGAGUUACCCAGCGGAGUGGAUCUCACCGCCAACCCUCCUGUCUCGGCAUCACUUGUCAAGGGAGCCACGGAGCUGCUCGCCAGAUUCGGAUCCAGCAUUUCCAUGUUUAGGGAGAGCACAACACAAUCAUUUACGAGCCGACAUGACGGCUUGGCCCUUUACAUCCAUCGAUUAAUCACACCGGCUUGGUUGCGAACUAUCGUGUCUACUUCUCCUAAUGGACAGUAUAUCAGCACCCUUCCUCGAAAGAAUUUGUUGACGUUACAAGCAACUUUGUCCAGACUCCAUGAAUUCUUACAAUUGAGUGGUGUGGCGGAUCCAUUACUCAACGCAAGAACAGCAGAAGAACAGUCGCUAUGGGAACAGUAUAUUUUCAUCGCUUUGGUGUCAGAAACUUUGACCUUUUUAUUAUAUCUUCUUGAUAACGACCCAUCCAAGUUAGUGCAAAGCUUGAGUACCAAGGCGCUUACGGCAUUUAGAUCAAUUACAUUGAAAGACUUAUUGACGACCUCUGAAGGACGAUCACUAUGCUGCGAAUUGGUCAAAGCUUUGGAGAAGGAACAUCUUGCAAAGUACGGCAACGCAGAUCUUGUUCACGAUGUCUUGCAAAGUCAUUGCAGUAACUUUUCCAAGCUUGCGAAAUAA
Molecule: messenger RNA, 2211 nt
Organism: Radiomyces spectabilis
Lineage: Eukaryota; Fungi; Mucoromycota; Mucoromycetes; Mucorales; Radiomycetaceae
Product: Nup133 N terminal like-domain-containing protein
Exons: 12
Coding region: 1-2211 (736 amino acids)
Biological process (GO): RNA export from nucleus; transcription-dependent tethering of RNA polymerase II gene DNA at nuclear periphery; protein import into nucleus
Cellular component (GO): nuclear pore inner ring; nuclear pore
Molecular function (GO): structural constituent of nuclear pore
Source: RefSeq, a predicted model, not a curated record